Didymodactylos carnosus is the source of this 515-nucleotide messenger RNA. The record is from the annotation of a GenBank genome assembly. NCBI's taxonomy places the organism in Eukaryota, Metazoa, Rotifera, Eurotatoria, Philodinida, Philodinidae.
AUUCAAUUAUUAUUAAAUGUACCGAACAACUCGAUGGUGCCUCGACAAAUAACUUGAAGAAGAAACAUACUCCAUUUGGUGAAAAUGAAAUUCCAUCUCUAGCUUGGACUGUAAGCGAAGAAGAUGUCCAUAAGAUUAAAGAAUUUGCACUUAUCGUUCAAGACGCAGAUGUACCAAUGCCAUCACCGAUUUUACACGGUUUAUAUUAUAGUAUUCCUUCAAGUUGUCGAUCUCUCACUCACAGUGAUCUUUUAUCUAUCAAAAAUGACGAUAAUGAAGCUGGUAGUGGUAUGAAAUACGGUUUGAACUUUCGAAAAAAUCUAUAUUCUGGAGCACGGCCGAUUGUUAAUCAUGGUCAACAUCGUUACUUUUAUCAACUUGUUGGACUUGAAAGACCAGUAGGCCUUCCAGGUGGUGUCAGUCUCCCCCAACUUAUCAAUGCUAUGCAAGGAAAGAUCAUUGCUUACGGAGUUUGGAUCGGAGUGUAUGAGCGACUACUUCAUGAGGACGAUUGA